Purpureocillium takamizusanense is the source of this 2178-nucleotide messenger RNA. RefSeq lists its product as uncharacterized. Bases 134 to 1069 code for a protein of 311 amino acids. The transcript has 3 exons. Lineage: Eukaryota; Fungi; Ascomycota; Sordariomycetes; Hypocreales; Ophiocordycipitaceae. The record is from RefSeq and is a predicted model, not a curated record.
AUCAAAGUUGACUCAUGCUGCAUUUUCGUCGUUUGGGAAACCGUCAAACUUGUCUUUUUCUGCAAACAAUUGAGCAGUAGUGGUGAAAAGCAUACUGACCAAAAGCAGCGAUUACAGUUAUCCCCAGUCAACUAUGGCUUCGAAUGCUUCAAGCAUGUUUUCUUUCUCUCAGACAGAACCCUCGACAGACCUUUUGAAUGGGUCGUCAUGGGGAUCGCAUGGUGAAGGACCACAGAACUAUCAAGAUUACCCGGACAAUGGAUCAUCCCACUCUGGAGAAGCCGAGGAAUAUCUCUUUACUUCAGGCCAGACCACCCCGAGAGGAUCAAGGACGGACCAGCCCCAGACCACGGAAGCCUUGUGGAACGCUACCAGGACUGCUACGUCCGCACCCAUCAUGGCUCAGGCCAUGACACGUGUGGACUCGAGCAGGUCCAUUGCCUCAGCCAUGUCGCAAACCUCGCGACUGUCUAACAUGGGCAGCACGGGUAGCGUGCCCGCAUUCCGGACGGGGACUCAUGCCACUGCCCCCAUGGCCGGGAUGGACUCAUGCUUGCUGCUAGACGCUGAUGCUGGCUCUGUGCCGCCGCAAAUGUACUGGGCCGACUACAACCUCGACAUGAAUUUGCAUGCCGAGAACCAGGGUGUUUACUCUCUUGCUGAUACCAGCCCACUUCACGUGGUGCCCGCCCACAUGCAUCUCGGCGCAGAGUCGGGGGUGCCGGACAACUCCUCGCCCAGUUCGUGGGACUGCUUUUCUAGCUCAAUUUCCCGGACAUCCUCCCCAGCGACAGUUGAUGAGACCUGGAUAUCGGGUCCCAUGAGCCCGCAUUCAUCUCCAGACAUCAAGUGCCAAUCGCCAAGCAACGGAGUUGCUCAGAUCGACGAGUCCAUGGGGCUCUCGCAGACUUUCAUGCCCCGCCGCCAGGGAAGCGACGGCGAGUCUGCUCGCGACCAUGCGCUGUACAAGAAUGCCGCGCCCGGACCCGAUAACCUUUUCCACUGCCCUUGGGAGGGCCAGCCAAACUGCAACCAUAAGCCCGAGAAGCUCAAGUGCAACUACGAGUAAGAAUCAUUGCGCCUGCAGCUACCAUUCGUGCUGGAGACUGACUGUUGCGCAGCAAGUUUGUCGACUCCCACCUCAAGCCUUACCGCUGCAAGGCCGACACCUGUGAGGGCGCUCGAUUCUCGUCCACUGCCUGCCUCCUCCGCCACGAGCGUGAGGCACAUGGCCUGCACGGCCAUGGUGACAAACCCUUCCUCUGCUCUUAUGAGGGUUGCGAGCGUGCUGUCCUGGGAAACGGCUUUCCCCGUCAGUGGAACCUAAGGGACCACAUGAAGCGCGUGCAUAAUGACCACGGCAGUGCCGGUGGCUCACCACCAUCUGCAUCUGGUGCGCAGUCCUCUGCCAAGGGCCGCAAGAGGAAGACCGAUGUCCCGGAACAACAGGCCACAAGCACGCGCAAGGCAUCCGUGAAGUCAUUGCCAGUUGAGCCUGUGCAAUCUACGACCAAGCCGCUCCUUGACCAAUGGCUGGAUCACCGCCGGGCCGUGGAGGGCAUGAUUCGUGGACUCCACAAGCCAGAAGACUCGCGGAACCUCCAGCAAAUCACUGAGGUACAAAAGCAUCUGGCGGCCAUGGCCAAAGUGACGACGGAACUCACCGGUAUACCCAAGUCGGACAUCAUGCCAGCUCCCAGCCGCAGGAGCUACUCUUCAGGCUGAACAACCAAAGCGACGGCAGCUUUCUUUGCUGUUACUUAUGUCGCCCUCAUGCCGGCGCCAGUGCGCCAACAGGCAUCAGCCCUUGCCAAUGGAGCUCCGCGGAACCGUCAGGAACCGUAGUGCGUGGCAAAAGGGAAGUCCGGAUCCGGACACUAUGGAUACUCAGAUCGCUGCGGCGAGAGCUUCCAAAAGGAUAGGCGGCGCCACCGCAGCGACGCUCCCUUGGGACCCAAGGGCAGUGGCAAGACCGGAGCUCCUAGUAUCAGCAUCAGGGGGCUCAACCCAAGGUCUGCUUAGCACGCCGCUUCGCGAAGCAUGGCGUGUAGUGGAAGGGGUUGUAGACAGUGAGCGUGGAGGAUACUCAAGGGACACUGUGUUUGAGAGAAUGAUACAAGGCAGCCGGCGAUAUCGUUGACUCUUAGAAGAAUUGCUCAGCUCAAUGAUUGAUCACAU